AUGUCUAGCGUUGCAAUUGUCAAACGUUCGUCUACGUCGAAUGACAAAGAAGUACGAACGCAACUGCAAUCACAAGAAAAAAGUGUACAAGAUCUACGCAUUCAAACAAGUUUGCCACCUCAUGUCGAUGGUUCUGUACAAGCUAUUCUUAUUUGUCACGUUCCAAAACUGCGCUGGAGUGCGAAAUAUCAAUCACUCUAUCGAUCUGUUACUGUUAAAAUGGCUUGGUGGGGCGAAAAUGCUGCAUCUGCAGUAUUCAAGCCCGAAGUAUCAGGUACAAAACUUGAUCAUCGACAACAGCUAAAUACAACGGUAAAAUAUUAUAUUCGAAGCGAUCUUCAGCAAUUUUCUAGAUAUUUGACUGAUGCUACUGAGUUAUUACUUAAAGUGUACGAUGGCGAAACAAACCGUGCGAUCGGUACAGUGAAGGUAGCAAAUUUGUCUUCGUUGUCAAUAAAAAACUCAAUCAAAGGUUAUAUGCCAAUCUUCUCAAAUAAAAAUGAUAAAUUAGGAGAAUUGUUUAUCUCUCUACGCCUAUUUCUACCUGGACCUCAUGAUAGCAGUGAACAUCCUAUGGCAAUGAGCUUUACAUCUGAAGUUAGCAGUCCACCAUCACGACGCAAUUCGAUUGCAGCUAAUGAUCUUCGUCAGUUUGAAAAUGGUUUACGAACCUUUACAACCGGACACAUUCAAAAAACGGAUAAUUCGAGUUCAGUUAGCUCAAGUGAUACGAAUUUGCUACAAGGACAUAGUCAGAAAACAACAGCACCUCAAACACAUGCAUUUAGUUCAAAAAAUCCACAGCCAGGUGUGCAAGCAUAUAAAGAACUGCCAACUGGCAAAGUCGUCGAAGAAUUGAUCGAUCGAGCGAAUCGCCUUCGAGAGGAUAUGAUGAAAUCAUCAAAAUUAAAGAGUCCGAACGUAAAAAAAUCCAACUCAUCGAACAAAAAAAGUUUACACAACGCGAAAAAUAAUGUGGAAGUCUAUGGACAUAAAUCGCUGGAAAUACCUAUUGAUGAUAUUGAUGUUUUGGCAGAUAAUGAAAACAUGUGCGGCAUGCUUGCACUAAAAGCAUCGUUGAAAUCUUCAGGGAACUUUAAUAGUUCUAUUUUGACUGAUCUCGACGGUUUAGAAAAUGAAGACAGUCUAUUAGACGAUCUUCUUUAUGGUGGAGACGGUGAUCACAGGAACAACACGAAAACACAGAGUACGAGUCUAACUCACGUCAGCCAACGAACACGCGUACAUAGGAAACCAUCUAUUAGUCGUUCACGUACUUCAAGUCUAACUCGUGCGAGUGGUCCAUCUGAUCGACCACGAUCAGCGGGAAGAAAUCAAAGUUUAACACGAAGUCACGAUAGUGAUGCAGCAUCGCGUUUUUCCUUCAAUAUACAUAAUUCAGAUUUCGAAGAUAGUGGAAAUGAAACUCAAGAAGAAGAUGGACUCAGCUCUGAGCGUAUACAACUGUUAAAUUAUGUUCGCACAGCACGGAUUCGUAUUGACUAUUUUCGUCUUGAUAUGCUCAACAACCGAGAUAGUCAAUCGUAUUCCUCCUUUGGCCGAACAAACAAAAGCAAGCGAGCUCUAACGUAUUAUAUUGAAUAUCAAUUUCCUGUGUCAAUGAAAAAUUCUCAUGGUCAUGUAAAUGAAGCAACCGAAGUGGUCAAAAUAGCGUCGAAACGUUUCGAAUCAAACAAUGAUAUAACAUUUUCCCAUCUAUCAACGUACCCGUGUUGUUUUAAUAAAACCACGUUUAAGAACUGGUGGAGUUCGUUGUUGAUCUUCAAAAUUUAUAGUCGUAUGUCUGGUACAACACAUUCCGAACAGAUUGGUUUUGCUGUUUUACCACUUCGAAGUAUAUUCAAAGCAAAUUGCCUGCAUUUAGAACAGGAUUUAAAUGUGAUUGAUCGCACACAGAUGAACGAGCAUCAAAAGGUUCCGCCACAAAAAGUAUCAAAGAAGUCCUGUAUUGGCCAAAUACAUCUAAUGCUCGAACUGGACUCCGAUGAGAAAAACUUCAAAACUGAACUAGAUCGCGUUCAAUUCAUUGAACAGUCCAAACCACACAAACAUCGAGUCUCCAAAUCUACGAAAUCAGUUAAUACUCAUGUACAAGUGCCAAGAAGUUUUAUACCGAGCGAAUCACCAUCAGAUUUCACCGACGGAUUAGUUGUACAAAUCUAUCUGUCCAUUGUGGAAGCACGAAAUAUUCCUCAAAACUCAAAUAGUAAUUUACCACGAAAUCCAUAUUUUGUCUAUCGAGCAUUUUGGAAUGAGGAACGAAUAACAUCGGCUGCUUGUUGGGGAACAACAACACCCAAAUUCAAUUUUCAACAGAAAGUGCCCUUACUACUCAAUAGAUCAACCAUCGAAAAGAUGCAUCAGAACUAUGUUAUCGUUGAAGUCUGGGAUAAAAAGAUGACUGGCCCAUCCGAUCAAAUCAUUGGCAUCAUUAAAGUACCUUUAGAACAAUUCUAUGUUUCAUUCAAAGAUAAACAAAUUAGUCGAGUUUUAUUACGAGCUCAAUAUCCGGUGCUCAGCGUUGAUUCAUGGUUACCAAUCAUCGAUCCAUUUAACAAUGCAUCGGCAGGCGAAAUUCAAGUUCUACUAGCUAUGGGUACACCGGAUCAGAUAUCAGCGGUUCAGGUUGCUCAUGCAGAUGCCGAAUCAUAUUCUUCAACAACAAAUCAGAAUGCAUUGAAUAGUGAUCCAUCGGCAUCGUCUUUGAUUGAACAUUAUUUUGAAAUUAUGAUCGAAAGUAUUAAUGGUUUACGUGCUUUCGAAUCAAUGGUGUGGGGCGAAAGCGAUUGCUUCAUUCAAUACUCGUUUCCCAUACAAUCAGAGCAGCAGAUUGUCAAUACUAACCUGAUUAAACCUUUUCAACUUCGUACAAUACGUACUGCCACAACUCUGUGUACAUCUGAUCCAACAUUUCAUGAUACAAAUAGAUUUCAAUAUGUUCUUUCACCAGCCGAUGCACUACAUAAGUAUUUCUAUACGGCAUGCCAAUCCACAACACCGAUCGAUGCUAGUGUUGUAUUUGAAGUCUGGUCUAGAUUUUAUCAUCCCAACAUUCGCGAUCAACUUUUAGCAAUAGGUAAAUUAUCAGCAGCUAAACUGUGCAGUAUGACAACAAUGCUAAAUGCGGAUUCAGACGACAAGUCCAUGCAAUCAUUUCGCAUACCGUUAGAAAUCAUUCAAGAAGAUCUUCACCAAGGACGGCAUCAUUAUGUACCGCCAUCAACAUAUGGCGGUGAUUUAUCGAUAACAGUGACUUACAAACGAAAUAUUCUCAAACGAAAUGAAUCACAAGCGAUUCCGAAUCGUUUAACAGAUGGCACUUCACAAGUAUGCGUAUCGAUCGGUAUUAUUCGUGCUUGUGGUUUGAAACACGCAACUCUAGUUCAAGCGCAGCAUGAUGCACGUUUAAACUAUGCAUCACAAGUGGGUGUCAACACAUAUGCCAAACUAUCAUUCUCAUUUCUAUCUGACAUAGAAUCUCGUUCUACAAGAACUAUUGCUCGUAGUUUUGUACCGGAAUAUAACCAUUCGAUUGAUUUUCCGAUUUCGUUAAUCUGGAGUAAUCAUCGGAAUCAGUCCAUAUCACUCGCAGAGAUGCUGGAACAUGGCGAAUUGAAAGUUGAAGUUUUCCAUCGAAUGAAUGCCAAUGAAAAGCAAGCGACGGAUAUACUUUUAUGUCAUAGCAAGAUUUCAUUAAAAGACUUGGUUGCUCGCCAUACGGGGAUCAAAGGAUGGUUUUCACUGGCGAGUGCCUUAAAAUCAGAAAUAUUUUCGGAUCCGGCUGAGCAUUCCGUUGGCGGAAUUGAGCUGUUUGUUCGAUUUGCACAACAAGAUGAUCGUCGUCGAAUGAUUGACUCGGCUAAAACAAUUGGCUGGCUCGACGAUAAAUACAUCGAUCAAGAAAACUUUUUGGAUGAUGAAAAAGAUCUUGGUUGCUUACUCAAGAUAUCGAUCGAUCGUAUACAAUUUCCGACUGAACUUCUCACCCAACCAGAUAAAAAUCGCGUCAGUGUCUUCGCUCAGUACCGUUUCUAUGAUAAAAUGCCUGUUAUUACCAAACGCAAGCAAACGACUAUAAAUAGAAACAAUCUAAUCUGUGAAUUACAAUUCCUCAAAGAACAUCUAUUCUUAUCAAGUGCACCGUUUUACUGGUAUUUACGUGAAGAGAAACUAGAAAUCCAAAUUUGGAUGAGUGAAAACGACACGUACGAUUAUACACAGUCACUAGGAUCUUCAACAGAUAAACUAGUUGGUUCGAUUUUCGUCGAUUUAAAUCCUCUGUGUCAACGAAAACGAAAGCCACAACGAAUAAGCGUUAUUUUACCGAUAUUCAAACAAGGCGCAAAAAAUUUGCACGGAGCUUGCGUGCAAGUACACAUUUCCAUAGAUACGUCGAAAGAUUUCAACGAGCUAAGAAAUCCAGACAAUGUCGAUACAUCAAAUGAAGCUGAACUUGAAUCUUAUUUAGAGAACCGUUAUUUGAAUUUGAUGAAUAAUGACCGUGCACUUCGAUCAUUGACAAAUAGUAUCUUUUCAGCUCAGAUCAAUAUCGAACAAGGUGCACAUUUACCGAAUAUCUAUUCCGAAGAAAAAAACCUUCAUCUUCCACCAAACCCAUACGUGACUUAUUCAGCAGCUGAUUCUAAUCAUCUGUAUCGUACUCAAGUCUUAACGUCAACAGUAAGGCCUCAAUGGAACUACCAGCAAUCUGUAAAACUAUCUGUCGAACAUUUAUUCAAUGAAAAAAAGGUUUUCAUUCUUAAAGUUUGGCAUAAACUCAAUGCUGAAAUCGAAUCAAUUCCAGAAAAAUCCGGUGAUAAAGUUCUCGGCUUUGUUGCAAUCGAUCUAAGCCCAUUGUUAUCGGGACUGCAACAAAUAUCUGGGUGGUAUAAUAUUAGUGACGCCAUUGGAAAUCUACAAGGACAAUUGAAAAUUAGUAUUGUACCAUUGGAAGAUCUGGUUGAAUUCAAACGGUUAAGAAACAAUUCUAAACAUUAUCAACCCAAACUCGAUUCGCACCGUUCAAAUUCAUCUAAUGUGUCAACAUUAGUUCUGUCUAAUCUUUCAGCGAGAUCUAAUACUGGUAGUCAAAUAAGUCUGAAUACAUCCACCAUCGAAGAUGACAGCCGUAAAGAAUCGUUCCUGAUGAAUAAUCUUCGACGACAACUUAGCGAACUCGAUGUAAUUACUGACCGGUUGAAAGCUCGAUACUACUCUAACUCAGAAGUUUCAUCAGCAUUACCAUCGAGUCGAAGUACCGAUACAAUAUUAUCAACCAUAAUUCCACUAUCCACGUAUCGCCAAAGAGAGCCAACUCCCGAACCAACAGUCAACUACGAUCUCAGCGUUACAAAUAUUUUGUCAAUACACAACGAUCAAGUUCGUCUUGCACAAGAAUUAAUGACAAAAGCAAGCCAUCUGUUGGAAACAUCGAAAGAUUUUUUUGUACGGUCCCUCACACCACCUCCAUCAUCGUCUGCAUCAACAAUCAUGGAAAAUAUCAUCACCCCAACAAAGUUAGCGUCAUCUUCGCCGCCGGCAUUACCCAAUUUUAAUAGCACGCAUGAAUUCGAAGCAACUAUCCGAUCACCACACGUUGACAGCUCUCCUCAACAUCACAAUCACAAAAGAAAUAGUAAUGCUAUUGACGCUACUAUCCGGUCGAACGGCGAUCACUAUGAUCAUCAUCAUCAUUCAGUCGCCUCAUCUCCAACAUAUCCGGAUCAUAUUGACCUUGUUCAUAUUCGUCCAUUGAAUGAUCUAUCAACGUUUAAUUUCGACUGCCAACAAAUGAAUGCCGAACGACUCAAUACUUAUUCGAUGAAUGACGCCACUACAGACCAUAAUACGAUGUCUCCCGAGGCAAUUAUUCAUUGA
This is a messenger RNA of Adineta ricciae, 5898 nucleotides long. Lineage: Eukaryota; Metazoa; Rotifera; Eurotatoria; Adinetida; Adinetidae. The record is from the annotation of a GenBank genome assembly.